CUUGGCGGUGCCGUUGGCCAUGGAAGAAGCAGAAGUAGGAGUUGCAGCAACAGCCUCUUCACAGAGAAAGCCAAAGAGGAAACGAGCCGUAGCACCGCGUGAUCCUGAACUCGACCGUCUCAACUUGCUUCCAUGGAACCCCGCUCUUCCUCAACACGACAACGACGACGACGACACCUUCUCCUUGUUCAUUGGCUCCAACGAACUCGAAGGAGGUUUUCUUUCGCUCGAGGAGAUUGAUGAGGCUGAAUAUGGUUUGAAUAUUCCUCAACCUGAAGAUGACAAGAGGAAGAAGAAGAAGUCUAAAGAGGACGGAAAUGUGAAGAAAAAGCAACAAGAUGGAGUUGAUGGUGUUUGUAGUGAUGUGGCCGAAGCGCAGUUGGAUGAGAGUAUGGAAUUAAAAGAGAAGAAAAAGAAGAAGAAGAAGAAGAAAAAGAAGGAUGCUGGUGAAAACCAGAAAGUUGAGAAGUUAGAUGCAGGUUUAGAUACUGAUGUGAAGGGUGAUGAUAUUGGGGAAGAGGACAUCGAUGAAACUGAAUUUUAUGCAUGGAACGAGUUGAGGCUUCAUCCUCUCCUAAUGAAAGCAAUAAGCAAGCUUGGCUUCAAGGAACCAACACCGAUACAGAAGGCUUGUAUUCCAGCUGCUGCUCAUCAAGGGAAGGAUGUUGUCGGGGCUGCUGAGACUGGAUCUGGUAAAACCCUUGCAUUUGGUUUGCCCAUUUUGCAACGCAUUUUGGAGGAGAGAGAGAAGGCUGCAAAAAUUACUGAAGAAAGGGGUGACGAACCUGAAAAGUAUGCUCCUACAGGCCUUUUAAGGGCUCUUAUUAUUGCUCCCACUAGAGAACUUGCACUUCAGGUCACUGAUCAUCUGAAAGCUAUAGCCAAGAAUAUUAAUGUUAGGGUGACCCCUAUAGUUGGGGGAAUUUUAGCAGAAAAGCAGGAGAGACUUUUAAAAGCAAGGCCUGAGAUUGUGGUUGGCACUCCAGGGAGGUUAUGGGAACUUAUGUCAGGUGGAGAGAAACAUCUAGUUGAGUUACAUUCAUUGUCUUUCUUUGUACUUGAUGAGGCUGAUCGAAUGGUACAAAAUGGUCAUUUUAAGGAGUUGCAGUCUAUAAUUGACAUGCUUCCCAUGUCCAACAUCUCCACUGAAGAUAAAUCUCAAUAUGCACAAAAUUGUGUUACAGUUUCUAGUUACCAAAGAAAAAAAAGGCAAACUCUUGUUUUUUCUGCAACUGUUGCGCUGUCUGCUGAUUUUCGCAAGAAGCUAAAGCGUGGUUCAAUACAACAGAAGCAAUCAUCGGCAGAUGGAUUGAAUUCUAUUGAAACUCUUUCUGAGCGAGCAGGAAUGAGAUCCAAUGCUGCAAUUAUUGAUCUUACUAAUCCAUCAAUAUUAGCAGCUAAGCUUGAGGAAUCAUUUAUUGAAUGCAGGGAAGAAGAUAAAGAUGCCUAUUUGUAUUAUAUUUUGACUGUCCAUGGACAUGGCCGCACAAUAGUUUUCUGUACAUCAAUUGCAGCUUUACGGCAUAUUUCUUCCAUACUGCGCAUUCUUGGCAUCAAUGUUUGGACUCUUCAUGCCCAAAUGCAGCAGCGUGCACGUUUGAAGGCCAUUGAUCGCUUUCGUGAAAAUGAAAAUGACAUACUUGUUGCUACAGAUGUUGCUGCCAGGGGUCUUGAUAUUCCUGGUGUUAGAACUGUUGUCCACUAUCAACUUCCACAUUCAGCAGAGGUUUAUGUUCAUAGAAGUGGAAGAACAGCCAGAGCUUCUGCUGAAGGUUGUAGUAUUGCUUUAAUCUCACCAAGAGAUACGUCAAAGUUUGCUUCAUUGUGCAAGUCAUUUUCUAAGGAUACCUUUCAGCGGUUUCCUUUAGAGAACUCAUACAUGCCAGAGGUCCUAAAACGAUUGUCUCUUGCACGUCAAAUAGACAAAAUAACAAGGAAGGAUUCCCAGGAAAAGGCUGAGAAAACAUGGUUUGAUCGGAAUGCUAACUCAGUGGAACUAGUUACAGAAAAUUAUGACAGUGAGGAGGAACAAAUGAACAAAUAUAAACAAAUGAAAGCCAGCUCUAGACAAUUGAAGAAAUUGCAGGAGGAGCUCAAUGUGCUGAUUUCUCGUCCGUUACAAUCAAAAACAUUUUCGCAUCGAUAUUUAGCAGGGGCUGGUGUCACACCCCUCAUGCAGGAACAACUGCAACAAUUAGCAAGGCAAAAAUUAAGUGGUCACCAAGGUUCAGGACUGGGCAAAAAAGGAAAAUUGGUUGUGAUUGGUCAAGAUUGUGUGGAAGCACUUCAGGCACUACGAAAUGCUGGUGAAGAGGUGCGAAUGGAUGUCAAGGAUAUGAAAGGAAAACAGAGAAAUAUAGAUAAUUUGAAAAGAAAGAGAAAAGAGGAGAAGAAACGUUUGCGUGAUCAGCGUAGAAAGCAGAAGAGAAAGCUAAAACAUGAGAAUGAAUAAGAAUUGUAUACAUCAGUGAGACAUUAAGGUAAAGUUUUGCACAACCAAAAUUUUGUUAUAUGUUGCUGAAAUUUUUAAAGCAGCGUCUGUAGUUUCUCCUGCUUAGUUUUGGACCUUUGAAUUUGUGGAUGAAUGUAUCACAUACAAGAUCCUGUAUCGAGUAGUGGAUAUGAUUGAGUUUAUCGUAGGAGCCCCAUUAUCAUCUUUGAUAAUUAUCAUGUAAUAGUCAUGUUUGAAGAAUGCAGUGUUUCUAGAUUCACAUUGGCCAGAUUGCUGCAGCAGAGACUAGACUUUCUCGUGGGAUUAUUGUUUGGAAUUUUGCUCAGUCGCCUUACUUUAUAUUUAGCCAAUUUUAAAUGUUCUGAAUAACAAAUAUGGAUCAGUGAUUUGUUGGGAAGAAAGACUAGCAACGAGUUUAUUUAGCUUC
This is a messenger RNA of Abrus precatorius (Indian licorice), 2879 nucleotides long. Its product is annotated as DEAD-box ATP-dependent RNA helicase 13. Gene Ontology annotation, molecular function: RNA helicase activity; nucleic acid binding; ATP binding. The transcript has 15 exons. Lineage: Eukaryota; Viridiplantae; Streptophyta; Magnoliopsida; Fabales; Fabaceae. The record is from RefSeq and is a predicted model, not a curated record. The coding region runs from base 20 to 2452 and encodes 810 amino acids. Gene Ontology annotation, cellular component: nucleolus.